UCAUGUUAAAGAUUCGUUCAAAAAGAACGAACCGUUCAUAAACGACCCAUCAUUACUACAUAGAUAGUUUAUAUUUUUGUUUAUAGCUACUUCUGUAUCAUUACACAAAGCGUAUAAACGAUUAUAAAUGUAUGUGGCGGGAUAUUUUUGUAUUUUAGUCUUUCCUGUAUUUACACGCUGUGUUGUGCUAACUGCUCUUUGCUAAAACUGGUUAAGGUAAUAAAUUCCGCGUCCGGUAAAGCCGUCUAUGCUGUCAUGUUUCCCGGAAGAGACAUGCUUAACACGUUUCGUAUAUAGUUUAUAUACGAUUACCGUGUAAUAGAAAUAGAAACCGAAAUAUUCCGCGAACCUGUCCUUCUUGUUGUUACUUACAGUGAAGCCUGGGCUAUAAACCGGUCCUACAGGAACACUUAGACUCGGGGCUAUAAGUAACUAAGAACUUCUCAAGAUGACUUCUCAGCCUCCAAAACACAGAAAAAAGGGUCAAUCUAAAACCAGAUCAACUUGUCCAGAACUUCCUCUUAAUGUGGUUGAGGAAAUUCUUCUAAACCUACCUGGUCAGCAGGUAAUUUGUGUGUGCCGCCUGGUGUGUUAUGCGUGGAAGUCGGUGGUGGACAGCACUGCAUUUUGGAAAGAGCGAUGCCGUAGGGAAGGAUACAAGCCUCUCAAUAACCACAGAGUCCCAAAAGAUUGGCGGACCUUCUUUUUCCUAUGUAAGAAACGCAGGAAUCUGUUGAAGAACCCCAAUGCGGAAGAGGAAUUCAAAGACUGGAAAAUCAUAGAAAAUGGUGGUGACCGAUGGGCUGUAGAGAACCUGUUCAAACCUCAUCCAGAUGAGACUGUAAUAAAAUGCUUUGUUACUUCUUAUUGGCCAUGCAUAAAGGCACAACUGAUCAACCUAGAGAAAGAAGGCUACAGCCCUGCGUUUAUGGAUGAAGUACAGCCUGACAUUGUGAUAACAGACUGGUAUGCGCCACGGUGGGACUGUGGCAGUGUGUAUCAAAUUUGUGUUGAGUUACUUAAUCACAAGAAGAAGGUAAUCCAGGUCUUUCAGCCUGAACAAGUGACAUUUCCACAAUGGAAUGAUCAGGAAUGGAACAAGAUGACUCAUGUGUUUAAGGACUAUGGACCAGGUGUUCGAUUCAUCCAUUUUAAACAUGGAGGGAAGGACACACAGUUCUGGGCCGGACACUAUGGAAUUAGGGUCACUAACAGUAGUGUGGAACUCUUUCCAGCAAAUGAAGAAUAAUGCCUAAAAUAGCCUUUACUGUAUAUAGGUAAUUGCAAGAAAUUUUUUCAUGUCUUAAAAUUUCUUUGUCUUGUUUUAAAUAUACAUAACACAUUUGAUUAUUUAAUUGCCCAUUACAAAAUUUACAAUUUAGAGUCUUUGUCUUACACAUGAUUGUUUCUAAAUUUGUCUGUGGUUGAAUAAAAAAUAACAUGUUUUUGAUUACUGUCCAAAACAGAAGGAAUUGUAACUGAUAUUCUUUACCUUGCAUAAUAAAGUGUUUUUG
Molecule: messenger RNA, 1514 nt
Organism: Clarias gariepinus (North African catfish)
Lineage: Eukaryota; Metazoa; Chordata; Actinopteri; Siluriformes; Clariidae
Product: F-box only protein 6-like
Exons: 6
Coding region: 449-1249 (266 amino acids)
Biological process (GO): glycoprotein catabolic process; SCF-dependent proteasomal ubiquitin-dependent protein catabolic process
Cellular component (GO): cytoplasm; SCF ubiquitin ligase complex
Molecular function (GO): protein binding; ubiquitin protein ligase activity
Source: RefSeq, a predicted model, not a curated record